CAUCGUAAGAUGAAUUGCAUAAUUUAUGCCGUAUUGUUUCUGUGUUUCUACGCCAAUGUGGUUACUGUCGAGGCCGAACCAGAACAAAUCAAGGCGAGUAGUUACCUUAUCGAGAAGUGGAAGCAGUGGUAUAAACUAAACGAUUUUAACCAUGACGGAAUGCUAUCACUUGCUGAUCCUGUAUUGUUUGAGAAUUAUUUCAAAGGUCUUGACUACAUAAGUGAUCAACAACUGAAAAAUAUGACUAAAAGAAUGGACUGGAUAUGGAACACGAUUGUUCUAAAUAAUAACACUGACAUUUCUAAAGAUGACUUUGUAGACAUGAUGUCACAAAGAUAUGAAUCCGACAAAAUUGCCUUCUUUGAAUUAGUGCGCAUGUACAUAACAGAAUGGUGCGGCGUGAUAGACUUAAACAAGGACAAUUCACUUUCAAAAAGUGAAUUACUGAUGGACAUGGUUGCCGGAGGACACAAUGAUAUAACGAAAGACGAGGACUUAUUCUAUAGCUUUCAACCUAGAAACGAUCAGAUUCCUGUCCAUAAGAUGAUCACGAGCUUUAUUCGUUUUGCAACAGAGGACGUUGAGUCAAAAUCCGAUAUUUUCAAAAACGCAUUAGAUUCUGGAGUUUAGAUAACAUUUGUUAUUUCACUGAUCUUUUCUUUUAGUUUUCAUUGAAAGAUUAAAAGCAAA
Ruditapes philippinarum (Manila clam) is the source of this 690-nucleotide messenger RNA. RefSeq names its product sarcoplasmic calcium-binding protein-like. The transcript has 4 exons. The coding region runs from base 10 to 630 and encodes 206 amino acids. The record is from RefSeq and is a predicted model, not a curated record. NCBI's taxonomy places the organism in Eukaryota, Metazoa, Mollusca, Bivalvia, Venerida, Veneridae.